CUUGAAUGAAGUUUUUAUAGGUUUUUUCGUGUUUGUAUCUGCCUCAGUGGAUAAAUGCCAAAUUCUCAUGAUGCCUCAGAUUAGUUACAUCCAUAAUGGAGGUCUUUCAUUUUUCUUAGUGAUGGCAAAUCUCUUUAUGGUCUUUUAUGUAAUUAGUGUGUUGGCAUUUGCAGAGGAAUCUCCCUUCUGCAACUGGAUCAGCAUCUACCAAGACCACUGGAUCAGGAUGGGCGGCUUUCUAAUUGUGUGAACAAUAGUUGAGUUUGUAAAAUCUUUGACUUGGUGUUAUUUAUUUGAUUCGAAAAGGAAAAUGAAGAAAAACAGAAAGAAAGGAGACGUUACUCUACAAUUCCAUAUCUGGAAUAACAUUUCCAACAUCAAUAUGAUAUGCUCCUUUUUAACCUACGUGAACUUGAAUGUUUCAUGAUUUUGUUUUAUUUAUAAAUGUAAUAUAAUGGGGAAAUUAUU
Rubroshorea leprosula is the source of this 468-nucleotide messenger RNA. The record is from the annotation of a GenBank genome assembly. Lineage: Eukaryota; Viridiplantae; Streptophyta; Magnoliopsida; Malvales; Dipterocarpaceae.